This is a messenger RNA of Closterium sp. NIES-65, 1215 nucleotides long. The record is from the annotation of a GenBank genome assembly. NCBI's taxonomy places the organism in Eukaryota, Viridiplantae, Streptophyta, Zygnematophyceae, Desmidiales, Closteriaceae.
AUGCGGGACCCGCGGGGCGCCAAGCCGCCCCUGGACCCGGUACGCCUUGUGCUGCCCGUGCCUGUGCUGCCCGUGCCUGUGCUGCCCGUGCCUGUGCUGCCCGUGCCUGUGCUGCCUGUGCCUGUUGCUGCCCGCGCCUGUUGCUGCCCGUGCCUGUGCUGCCCGUGCCUGUGCUGCCCGUGCCUGUGCUGCCCGUGCCUGUUGCUGCCCGUGCCUGUGCUGCGCGUGCCUGUGCUGCCCGUGCCUGUGCUGCCCGUGCCUGUUGCUGCCCGUGCCUGUGCUGCCCGUGCCUGUGCUGCCCGUGCCUGUGCUGCCCGUGCCUGUGCUGCCCGUGCCUGUUGCUGCCCGUGCCUGUGCUGCCCGUGCCUGUGCUGCCCGUGUCUGUGCUGCCCGUGCCUGUGCUGCCCGUGCCUGUGCUGCCUGUGCCGGUUGCUGCCCGUGCCUGUGCUGCCCGUGCCUGUGCUGCCCGUGCCUGUUGCUGCCCGUGCCUGUGCUGCCCGUGCCUGUUGCUGCCCGUGCCUGUGCUGCCCGUGCCUGUGCUGCCCGUGCCUGUUGCUGCCCGUGCCUGUGCUGCCCGUGCCUGUGCUGCCCGUGUCUGUGCUGCCCGUGCCUGUGCUGCCCGUGCCUGUGCUGCCUGUGCCGGUUGCUGCCCGUGCCUGUGCUGCCCGUGCCUGUGCUGCCCGUGCCUGUUGCUGCCCGUGCCUGUGCUGCCCGUGCCUGUUGCUGCCCGUGCCUGUGCUGCCCGUGCCUGUGCUGCCCGUGCCUGUGCUGCCCGUGCCCGUGCUGCCCGUGCCUGUGCUGCCCGUGCCUGUUGCUGCCCGUGCCUGUGCUGUCCGUGCCUGUGCUGCCCGUGCCUGUGCUGCCUGUGCCUGUUGCUGCCCGUGCCUGUGCUGCUCGUGCCUGUGCUGCCCGUGCCUGUGCUGCCCGUGCCUGUGCUGCCCGUGCCUGUUGCUGCCCGUGCCUGUGCUGCCCGUGCCUGUGCUGCCCGUGCCUGUGCUGCCCGUGCCUGUUGCUGCCCGUGCCUGUGCUGCCCGUGUCUGUGCUGCCCGUGCCAGUGCUGCCCGUGCCUGUGCUGCCUGUGCCUGUUGCUGCCCGUGCCUGUGCUGCCCGUGCCUGUGCUGCCCGUGCCUGUUGCUGCCCGUGCCUGUGCUGCCCGUGCCUGUUGCUGCCCGUGCCUGUGCUGCCCGUGCCUGUGCUGCCCGUGCCUGGGUGUAG